Coregonus clupeaformis (lake whitefish) is the source of this 806-nucleotide messenger RNA. RefSeq names its product SLAM family member 5-like. The record is from RefSeq and is a predicted model, not a curated record. The transcript is spliced from 4 exons. Lineage: Eukaryota; Metazoa; Chordata; Actinopteri; Salmoniformes; Salmonidae. The coding region runs from base 78 to 731 and encodes 217 amino acids.
GAUUGCUGUCCUGCAUAGCAUCAUCAGAGCCCAGUGCCGAGACCCCUGUGUUUGUGUUGAAGGGACAGGAUGUUCGCAUGGAUGUCAAGACAAAUAUCACACUGGAAAAUAUUGAUAGGCUAUUUUGGAAGUUUGACACAGCAAUCAAUGUUGCAAAGUACCCCCCAAAAGUAACCUUUGAAAGGUACAAAGGUAGGGCUGAAAUUGUUGAGGGAAACUUCUCUCUGCUACUGAAGAACCUACAGGAAGGAGACAGUGGAUGUUAUACUGCAGUAGUGUCUGGUAACAAAGACACCAUCAUUGCUACAUACAUGUUGGUAGUUCAAGAGAGAGUUGAGCCUCCGGUCCUGACAGUGAACUCUGUCUGCUCCAUCAAUGGCACCUGUAAUGCGACUGUGUCCUGCAGAGGCCAGAACACCUCUGUCACCUCCAUCUGUAACAACAGCACCUGCUCUCAGGUGGGAGGAGAGAGUAGAGGGGCUGAGACCUCCACUGUCCCCCUGCUCUCUGUCUAUGUGGCAGGGGGUUCCAUCAUCUGUAACCACAGCAACCAAGUCAGCUGGGCCAAAGACACCAAGCAGAUAGUGGAACUCUGUCCAAUGACAUCUGUGUCUCCCCCUGCUGGCAUGUCUGUGUACAUGUCGAAGAUCAUCCUGCUGUCUGUGGGGCUGGCCAUCAUGAUCUCUGCUGUCAUCACUGUCCACAUCAGGGACAGAUUCCACAAUGGAUAGAAUCGUGUGAACUGUAUUAUUUUCUAGCUUAGACAAAAUUAUUCCUGCUCUGUGUCACAGUAAGGUCAUGAAAGU